Aricia agestis (brown argus) is the source of this 1434-nucleotide messenger RNA. Its product is annotated as facilitated trehalose transporter Tret1-like. NCBI's taxonomy places the organism in Eukaryota, Metazoa, Arthropoda, Insecta, Lepidoptera, Lycaenidae. Gene Ontology annotation, cellular component: membrane. Gene Ontology annotation, biological process: transmembrane transport. The transcript has 3 exons. The record is from RefSeq and is a predicted model, not a curated record. Gene Ontology annotation, molecular function: transmembrane transporter activity. Bases 1 to 1434 code for a protein of 477 amino acids.
AUGGUGUCACCUUUGCUAAAGCAGACAUGGGUAGCUUCGGGGGUGCUGCUCAGCAUGUUCGCCCAGGGUAUCAUCCUGGGUUUCACCUCGGUGCUACUGCACGCUCUUCAGGCGCCAGGGUCAGACAUAAAGAUUGACGUCAACGCGGCGUCAACCAUCGCGUCAGUCUCGGGGAUGGGUGCUGCCACAGCGUUCCUCGUCUCGUCUAUCUUCAUGGAGAUAUUUGGACGAAGAUUGGCGUACAGAUUAGCGAUACUCCCGGGCAUUAUCGGUUGGAUAUUUAUAUACAACGCCAACAGCAUCUCUCUGCUUAUCGCUGGCAGAGUCUUCGGCGGCUUCACUGGCGGUUCCUCGGUAGCAUUAGGGGCUGUGGUGAUAGCAGAAUACACCAGCCCCAAGAAUCGCGGUAUGUUCUUGAAUCUCAAAACGGCAGCGGUCUGCUUGGGAAACCUGGUGGUCCACAUGCUCGGGCACUUCUACCAUUGGAGGACGGUGGCCCUGAUCGCGCUAGUGCCGUGUGUCGUUUCCCUGCUGAUAGUUCUGACUUGGCCCGAGAGUCCGUCCUGGUUGGCCACCAAACACAAGUAUGAGGAGAGUGAGAAAUCGUUCUACUGGCUGCGAGGAAGAAAUGCCAAAUCCGCGAGUGAAAUCAGGGAUCUACUAAGUGCUCAAAAAGAUAGAAUUGAUAAUAGUAUAAACUUAAGCUAUAGUACCAAAUUGAAGGAAUUUCUCAAGAAGUUUACUAGAAAGGAUUUCGUUAAGCCAUUCAUUAUUAUCGUGUCCGGUAGUUUGCUUCUAGAGUCCUGUGGACGGCAUGUCUUCCCAGCGUUCGCUUUGCAGAUCGCCGAGGAAGUGACCGGUAGUAAAGGACAGUCGUUCUACUACAUUCUAGGCAUAGACAUCAUAAUAACGAUUAGUGCAACCUUCUCUUCAUAUCUAGUCAAAAUAUUUAAAAGGCGCACGCUAUUGUUUUCAACUGGAUUCGCCGCUUUAUUAGUUCUUUAUAUUGUAUGCGGUUAUCUAUAUUUAGCGAGUAUAAACGUAAUUUCAAGCACUAGCACGUUGGUGCCUAUUUUGUUAUUUGUGCUUUACUUUAUUCUUUCGAAUUUAGGUUGCACGCCGAUACCGCUGGCUUUGCUCGGUGAAAUAUUUCCUUUAGCGCAUAGAGGGGCAGGCUCCUGCAUCGCUGGCUUAUUGCUAGCUCUGUGUUUGACCAUAAGUAUGAAAGUGACGCCGUAUCUGCUAGUAAAUAUAAAAGUUUAUGGAACAUUUGCUCUCCUGGGUUCCGUGAUGGGCCUCAGUCUGUUCGUGCUAUGGUUAAUACUGCCUGAGACGAAGGAUAAAACGCUGCAAGAGAUAGAAUACUAUAUGAACCACGGCGAAUACAAGCAAAAAAUUGAUGAUGACUCUAAAACGAAAAUGAUACCAGCAUAA